AUGGUAGAGUCCUCUGUGCUUUCCUUCAAAGAGUGUAACCCCUGGCAGGGGCUCCUGCUCAUGGCCUCCCUUUUAACCUGCUGGCACCUGUCUACCACUACCUACGUCAUCAUUAAAGUAGUGCCUCCACAUGUAUUUGAAGGAAAAAACAUCCUUCUCCGUCCUAACAAUCUGCCAGACAAUCUUUCAGCCUUUUCAUGGUUCAAAAGGAUGACACAAGAGAGCCAUGCGAUUGCAGCGUAUGCAGUUUUUGCUAAAAGAAAUAUGACGGGGCCUGCACACAGUAGCAGAGAGACAAUCUACAGCGAUGGAUCUCUGCAAAUCUGCAAUGUCACCCUGGACGACACAGGAUUCUACAUUCUACAAACCCUUAAUUGGCUAGGAGAAAUUGUAUCAACACCCAUAUACCUCCAUGUGCACACUUCCCUUUUGACAUGUGGACGCCCUCCCACCUCUGCUCAGCCCACCGUUGAAUUAGUGCCUCCCAAUGUUGCUAAAGGAGGAAGCGUUCUUCUACGUGUUCACAACCUCCCAGAGAAGAUUCAAGAAAUUUUCUGGUACAAGGGGGUAGGCGUGUUCAAGAACGAAGAGGUUUCUCGGUACAUAAUAGCCAAGAAUGCAAGUGUGGAUGGACCUGUACACAGUGGUAGAGAGACUGUGUACAGCGAUGGGUCCUUGCUGAUCCACAAUGUUACCAGGAAGGACACUGGAUUCUAUACACUACGAACUCUGAACACAGAUCUGAAAGAAGAAGUGGUGCAUGUGCAACUCCUAGUGGGUGCCUCCUUUUUGCCCUGUGGACACUCUCCCACCUCUACCGAGUUAAGUAUUGAAUCAGUGCCACCCCGUGUUGCUGAAGGGGGAAGUGUUCUUCUACUUGUUCACAAUCUCCCAAGGAAUCUUCAAAUGCUCUUCUGGUACAAAGGGCUGGUUGUGUUCAAGAAAGGAGAGGUUUCUCGGUAUGUUAUAGCCACAAAUUCAAGUGUGGAUGGACCUGCACACAGCAGUCGAGAGACAGUGUACAGCAAUGGGUCUCUGAUGAUCCACAAUGUCACCUGGAAAGACAGUGGGUUCUACACCCUGCGCACUCUGAGCACAGAUCCGAAAGCUCAAGUGAGGCAUGUGCUACUCCAGGUGGAUGCCUCCCUUUCUACCUGCUGUAACCAUCUUACCUCUGCCCCCCUCAUGAUCGAUCAAGUGCCACAGAGUGUUGCUAAAGGGGAAAGCGUUCUUCUCCAAGUUCAUAAUCUGCCACAAGAUCUGCGAGCCUUUUCCUGGUACAAAUCUGCAUAUAGAAGCCACAUUUUAAAAAUUAUACAAUACAGCAGAACCACGAAUUCCAUCAUCAGGGGCCCUGCACUCAGCAGAAGAAUGGCAGUGUAUAUCAAUGGAUCCCUGCUGCUCCAAAAUGUCACUGAGAAAGAUGCAGGAUUCUACACACUAGAAACUGAAACCAGUGGGUUCAAAAUUGCAACAACACACACGCAACUUCAUAUAACCUGCAUUCACCCUUCCACCACUGGGCAGCUCAUUAUCGAAUCGGUGCCUCUCAACAUUGUUGAUGGGAGCAACGCUCUCCUGCUUGUUCACAAUAUGCCGGAGAAACUUCGAGCCUUUUACUGGUACAAAUGGGUAGGCAUUCUCUACAAAAAUUUAAUUUCAGGGGAUGUAAUAACCACGAAUAGAAGAAUGCUGGGGCCUGCACACAGUGGUAGAGAGACAGUGUACCCCAAUGGGUCGCUGCUAUUGCACAAUGUCACCCAGGAGGACACUGGAUUCUAUACCCUACGAACCUUAAACAUGCAGUAUGGAGAUCAGGAGACACACGUGCAGCUCCACAUAUACAAGCCUGUGACACAGCCCUUUAUUCGGAUCACCAACACCACAGUCAGAGUCCAGAGCUCUGUCAUCCUCACUUGUGUCUCAUCCGAUACUGGAAUCUCCAUCCAGUGGUUCUUCAAUAACCAGAAUCUGCAGCUCACAGAGAGGACGACGCUGUCCCCAACAAAGUGCCAGCUCACCAUAGAUCCUGUGAGGAUGGAGGAUGCUGGAGAGUACCAGUGUGAGGUCUCCAACCCAGUCAGUUUUCUGACCAGUCUCCAAGUCAGCCUGACUGUUAUGAAUGAGUGA
Messenger RNA from Acomys russatus (golden spiny mouse), 2130 nucleotides. RefSeq names its product carcinoembryonic antigen-related cell adhesion molecule 3-like. The record is from RefSeq and is a predicted model, not a curated record. The coding region runs from base 1 to 2130 and encodes 709 amino acids. The transcript has 7 exons. Gene Ontology annotation, cellular component: external side of plasma membrane. Lineage: Eukaryota; Metazoa; Chordata; Mammalia; Rodentia; Muridae. Gene Ontology annotation, biological process: T cell activation.